This is a messenger RNA of Phoenix dactylifera (date palm), 670 nucleotides long. RefSeq names its product photosystem I subunit O (gene PSAO). NCBI's taxonomy places the organism in Eukaryota, Viridiplantae, Streptophyta, Magnoliopsida, Arecales, Arecaceae. The record is from RefSeq and is a predicted model, not a curated record.
CUCACCUCCAAAUCCUCUAAAAAUAAUUAACCCAAGGCAGUGAAGCAGAGGCGGGCAAAUGGCAGCCAUGGCAACUACCUCCAGUGUUGCAGCAGGCCUGGGAUCUCCUCUCCCUCUCGUACGCCGCCGUUCUUCGAAGCCAACUCUCAUCACUUCUGGAUUCAUAAGGCCUCAGGUGGCUUCAAGGAACCCUCUCAAUCUGAACCUGGCUUCAGGUGGAAGGUUCACCUGCUUUGAGAGGGAUUGGCUUCGCACCGAUCUGAAUGUGAUUGGAUUUGGCCUGAUUGGGUGGCUUGCACCAUCGAGCGUUCCGGCGAUCAAUGGCAACAGCUUGACAGGGCUCUUCUUCCAGAGCAUCGGCGCCGAGCUCGCUCACUGGCCCACUGGCCCGGCCCUCACAUCUCAAUUCUGGUUGUGGAUGGUCUUAUGGCACCUGGGGCUGUUCCUUUGCCUCACAUUCGGCCAGAUUGGUUUCAAGGGAAGGACUGACCAAUACUUCUAAAAGACUCGAUCUCCAUUCAGGCUCUGUGUACUGUUGUGUACACCAUGGCUUGUCAUGUUUUCUGAUCUGUGUUUUAUCUAUCGCAGUGCAAUGUUGGUCUUUAAAUUAUUUGGGUCAGAAACUCUCAUAACUUAGUAGAGUAGAUCGCAACUGUUCAAGUCCCACAAA